CAGUGUUUGAUUGAAUCUUUUGACGAAGGACGCAAUUUCUCGAUUUCAAGUUUCACGUUCUUUUCCUCUAUUUCUCGUGUCAGGUAAAAGCUUGGUCUCACUGCAAAAGGGAAAAAAGAGAAAUACAGACACAGCAUAAAAAUACAACUUUUUCCUAUUUUCACUCGUCACUACAAUACCCAGUUUCCGUUUUCUUCAUUCUCUUACACCAGUUAUAUUCCGUUGAGCGUUUUUUUUUUUUUUAUUUCAUUCUUCGUUUUGGGUUGUGGUUAUUUCUUUCCCCUGAAAACAAUUUCAAUUGUUGGUAACGCAUGGACAUUGAAAGUGAAAGAAGUAAGCUUUUUUGUCUGCUUCUAUCUGGGGUCUGAGUUGUUUUUCUCUCCACAUUCUCUUUAUUUGUCUUGAAGUAACACGUUCUAUUCUCUCUAGUGGGAUUCAUGGGUUCUUGCUUCAUAUUGAAAAAACCUUUCCUUUAUGGGUUUUUCUGAUCAUGUUAGGGUAGGGACUUUCCGAAAUUGUUUUUUGAGACUUUCACCUUGUUGCUGAGUGGGUAUUUUUGUCCAUUUCAAAUCUGGGUUCCAUCUGUUUGUUGAAAAACCCCAAAGGGAAGAAGGCAUCGUAGUUGAAUUGAAUUGAGGCACAGAAUGAAGGAUUUUCCAUCCUGUUUUGGUGAGAAUGGGGUUCAAGUUGCGGAUUCUUCGUCGUCGAGCGCCAAUAAAAGUGCCCAGAACGUUGUCACUUGUGUUUAUCAAUGCAAGGUUGGUGGUAGUUCGUGCCUGAUUACUGUCACAUGGAGUAAGAAUUUGAUGGGGCAAGGUCUUGGUGUAGCGAUCGACGAUUCCUCAAGCCAGAGUCUUUGUAAGGUGGAUAUCAAACCGUGGGGAUUUUCCAAGAGGAGAGGAUGUAAGAGUCUAGAAGUUCAUUCUUGUAAACUUGACGUGUAUUGGGAUCUUUCUUCGGCUAAAUUUGGUUCCAGCCCGGAACCAUUGGGGGGAUUCUAUGUUGCAGCUGUGGUGGAUGGACAAAUGGUUCUUCUUAUAGGGGAUUUGAAGAGAGAAGCUUUGAAGAAGACCAAUGCCAGCCCUUUACCCCACAAUGCAUUUUUGAUUGCCAAGAAGGAGCAUGUUUUUGGUAAGAAGUUGUACGGUACCAAAGCUGUAUUUUGUGACAAUGGCCAAAUUCAUGAUAUUGUGAUUGAGUGUGACACCGCAAGUGUUAGUGAUCCGAGCCUUGUGAUUCGCAUAGACAGCAAAACUGUGAUGCAAGUGAAGCGGUUGAGAUGGAAGUUCAGGGGGAAUCACACUAUUCUGGUAGAUGGCCUUGCAGUGGAAGUUUUUUGGGAUGUUCAUAAUUGGCUCUUUGGUACAUCCCUUGGAAAUGCUGUCUUUAUGUUCCGGACAAGCCUCUCCGCUUUGGACAAGUUGUUGGCUAGCCAACCUACUUCUGAUUUGCCGUGGUCUUUCUCUGAGAGAUUUCCUGAGACCAAAUUGCAGGGUCUUGGUUUCUCGCUUAACUUGUAUGCUUGGAAGAGCCAGUAGAUAUGCAGAACUCCAUCACAGAUGGAGUACUAACAGACCUCUCAGUGAUAUUUGGUUUAUCAACCAUGUGAUUGAAACAUAGUUGAGUAAAAAUGAGUGCUUUUGUUUCUCUCAUUCCCUUGUCAAAUUCAUAUCCUGUUUAGUUGAGCUGAGCUAUUUGAACAGAUCAGAAACUUUUUUUUCCUCUGAAAUGGCUGUACAUUUGUCUUCAAUUGGCAACUUUAUGGUUCAUAUUACUAAGAAUACAAACUUUACAGUAUGUUUAUUCAAUUACAUCUCUAUUCUCUUUA
Messenger RNA from Vigna unguiculata (cowpea), 1828 nucleotides. RefSeq lists its product as uncharacterized. NCBI's taxonomy places the organism in Eukaryota, Viridiplantae, Streptophyta, Magnoliopsida, Fabales, Fabaceae. The record is from RefSeq and is a predicted model, not a curated record.